AUGGGUAACGAUAACAGUAAGAAGCUGCAGAUGCAGGAAGAAGAAAAAAAUCCCAAACAGCCGGUUAAUUUCCUGCCUCAGGGUAAAUGGUUGAAGCCAAAUGAAAUCGAAUAUGAGUUCGGUGGGACUGCUGGUGUUAUUGGUAUGCUAAUCGGGUUCCCACUGCUAAUGUACUACAUGUGGAUUUGUGCGGAAUUCUAUCACGGCAAGGUUGCCCUACCCAAGGCAGGUGAAUCCUGGAUGCACUUCAUCAAGCAUUUAUAUCAACUGGUCCUGGAGAACGGUAUCCCAGAAAAAUAUGACUGGACUGUUUUCUUGACAUUUUGGGUGUUCCAAAUCAUUUUCUACUAUACGUUGCCUGGUAUCUGGACGAAAGGUCAACCUUUGUCUCAUUUAAAGGGGAAACAAUUGCCUUACUAUUGUAAUGCUAUGUGGACGUUGUAUGUGACUACUACUUUGGUCUUAGUUUUGCAUUUUACCAAUCUUUUUAGACUGUAUGUCAUUAUUGAACGUUUCGGGAAGAUUAUGACAUGUGCCAUCAUUUCAGGUUUCGCUUUCUCCACUAUACUAUACUUAUGGACUUUAUUUAUCUCACAUGACUAUCAUAGAAUGACAGGAAACCAUCUUUAUGACUUCUUUAUGGGGGCACCUCUAAACCCUCGUUGGGGAAUCUUGGACUUGAAGAUGUUUUUCGAGGUCAGAUUGCCUUGGUUCACUCUUUAUUUUAUCACUUUGGGCGCCUGUUUGAAGCAGUGGGAGACCUACGGCUAUGUGACUCCACAAUUGGGCGUUGUCAUGUUGGCCCAUUGGUUGUACGCUAACGCAUGUGCCAAAGGUGAAGAGUUGAUUGUUCCAACCUGGGACAUGGCUUAUGAGAAGUUUGGAUUUAUGUUGAUCUUUUGGAAUAUUGCUGGUGUACCAUACACUUACUGUCAUUGUACUUUGUAUCUGUACUACCACGACCCAUCUGAAUAUCAAUGGUCUACAUUGUACAAUGUUUCAUUGUACGUCAUCCUAUUGUGUGCUUACUACUUCUUUGACACGGCAAAUGCCCAGAAAAAUGCCUUCAGAAAGCAAAUGUCUGGUGAUAAGACUGUCAGAAAGACCUUCCCAUUUUUGCCAUACCAAAUUUUGAAGAAUCCAAAGUAUAUGGUCACUUCCAAUGGAUCAUAUCUAUUGAUUGACGGUUGGUACACAUGGGCAAGAAAAAUUCACUACACAGCUGAUUGGACUCAAUCUCUAAUUUGGGCCUUAUCUUGCGGUUUCAAUUCAGUGUUCCCAUGGUUUUUCCCAGCAUUCUUCCUUGUUGUCCUGGUUCACAGAGCCUUCAGAGAUCAAGCCAAAUGUAAGAGAAAGUACGGAAAGGAUUGGGAUGAGUAUUGUAAGCAUUGCCCUUAUGUCUUUAUUCCUUACGUUUUUUAG
Molecule: messenger RNA, 1422 nt
Organism: Saccharomyces paradoxus
Lineage: Eukaryota; Fungi; Ascomycota; Saccharomycetes; Saccharomycetales; Saccharomycetaceae
Gene: ERG4
Product: delta(24(24(1)))-sterol reductase
Exons: 1
Coding region: 1-1422 (473 amino acids)
Biological process (GO): ergosterol biosynthetic process
Cellular component (GO): endoplasmic reticulum membrane
Molecular function (GO): Delta24(24-1) sterol reductase activity
Source: RefSeq, a predicted model, not a curated record